Messenger RNA from Emys orbicularis (European pond turtle), 624 nucleotides. RefSeq names its product intraflagellar transport 43 (gene IFT43). The transcript has 9 exons. Gene Ontology annotation, cellular component: intraciliary transport particle A; cilium. NCBI's taxonomy places the organism in Eukaryota, Metazoa, Chordata, Testudines, Emydidae. Gene Ontology annotation, biological process: intraciliary retrograde transport. The record is from RefSeq and is a predicted model, not a curated record. The coding region runs from base 1 to 624 and encodes 207 amino acids.
AUGGAGGCCGAGCUGGGGCUGGGCGAGGAGCCGCGCAAGGGGGCAGCCGGGAUGGCCAAGAUGGGCCGACGAGCUCGCCAGGAUUCCUUUCCUGAGGAGAAUCGUCUCAGCAGGAAGAAUUCCUCUGCCACUUCUACUGGAGAGGGCCCCCCACCUAAACCCCCACGCCGUCAAGGAGGCUGGGCAGAUGAUCCUGUAAUGGCACCUUCCAAAUCAGGACGGAAAACUGCAGAAGAAGUAGAAGAUCAUCGCCUCAGGCAGCAGAGCCUGGAGGGAUCAGACGAUGGAGGAGAUAUUCCAGUGAUCCCGGACUUGGAGGAAGUACAGGAAGAAGAUCUCGCUAUGCAAGUGGCGGCUCCACCCAGUAUCCAGGUGAACAGAGUGCUGACCUUCCGUGACCUGGACAAUGACCUCAUGAAGUAUGCUGCCUUCCAAACCCUGGAUGGAGAGAUUGACCUGAAGCUUCUCACCAAGGUUCUGGCCCCGGAACAGGAAGUACGAGAGGAGGAUGUCUUCUGGGACUGGGACCAUCUCUACAUGGAGGUGUCUUCAGAACUCGUGACUGAGUGGGACGUGGGACAGUCUGAGAGAGAUGAGCCCUUGGGUCAGUCCAAGGAUAUCUGA